This is a messenger RNA of Chrysochloris asiatica (Cape golden mole), 1618 nucleotides long. RefSeq names its product pleckstrin homology domain containing, family D (with coiled-coil domains) member 1 (gene PLEKHD1). The record is from RefSeq and is a predicted model, not a curated record. NCBI's taxonomy places the organism in Eukaryota, Metazoa, Chordata, Mammalia, Afrosoricida, Chrysochloridae. The transcript is spliced from 13 exons. The coding region runs from base 29 to 1549 and encodes 506 amino acids.
CGGGCCAGGGGAGUCCAGCGAAGGCAGGAUGUUCACAUCCAAGUCCAACUCGGUGUCACCUUCGCCAUCCAUGGAACAGGCCGACUCGGACGCGCUGGACAUCAGCACCAAGGUGCAGCUCUAUGGUGUGCUGUGGAAGCGGCCCUUCGGAAGGCCAUCAGCCAAAUGGUCCCGGCGGUUUUUCAUCAUCAAAGAGAGCUUUCUGCUUUACUACUCUGAGAGUGAAAAAAAGAGCUUUGAAACCAAUAAAUACUUCAAUAUACAUCCUAAGGGUGUCAUCCCUCUGGGGGGCUGCCUGGUGGAGGCCAAGGAAGAGCCCAGCAUGCCCUAUGCCAUGAAGAUCUCCCACCAGGACUUCCAUGGGAACAUCGUGCUGGCUGCAGAAUCCGAGUUUGAGCAGACCCAGUGGCUGGAGAUGCUGCAGGAAUCUGGGAAGGUGACUUGGAAGAAUGCCCAGCUGGGGGAAGCCAUGAUCAAAAGCUUGGAGGCCCAGGGCCUGCAGUUGGCCAAGGAAAAGCAGGAGUAUUUAGACAAACUGAUGGAAGAGACCGAAGAACUAUGUCUGCAGAGGGAGCAGAAAGAGGAGCUUGAGCGCCUUAACCAGGUGCUGGAAGCUGAGAAGCAGCAGUUUGAGGAGGUGGUGCAGGAGCUGAGAAUGGAGCAGGAGCAGAUCAAGAGAGAGCUAGAGCUGACAGCAAGAUGCCUCAAGGGUGUGGAGCAAGAGAAAAAGGAGCUGAGGCAUUUUACGGAGUCCUUGCAGCAGACAUUGGAGGAACUCUCCAUAGAGAAGAAGAAAACCCUGGAAAUGCUGGAGGAGAACGAGAACCAACUGCAGACUCUGGCUAGUCAGAGUGAGGAGUCCUCUCCCAAUGGAGGGCUUCACAGCAAUCUAAGGCAGAUCGAAGAGAAGAUGCAGCAGCUCUUAGAGGAGAAGCUCCUGGCAGACAAGAGGAUGAAGGAGAAUGAGGAGCGCUCAAGGGCCCUGGAGGAGGAACGUGAGUUCUACUCAAGCCAAUCCCAGGCGCUACAGAACUCACUGCAGGAGUUGACUGCAGAGAAACAGCAGGCCGAGCGGGAACUCAAGGCUGAGGUGAAAGUCCGCAUGGACUUGGAGAGGCGUCUACGGGAGGCAGAGGGGGCCUUGAGGAGCCUGGAACAAGGGCUCAACUCAAAGGUGCGGAACAAGGAGAAGGAGGAGAGGAUGCGGGCCGACGUGAGCCAUCUGAAAAGGUUCUUCGAGGAGUGCAUCCGGAACGCCGAGCUGGAGGCCAAGAUGCCGGUCAUCAUGAAGAACUCCGUGUACAUCCACAAGGCGGCCACGCGCCGCAUCAAGAGCUGCCGCUUCCACCGGCGCCGCUCUAGCACUUCCUGGAACGACAUGAAGCCAUCCCAGUCCUUCAUGACCUCCCAGUUAGAAGCCAACAACAUGGAGGAGCUCAAGGAGGUGGCCAAGCGGCUCAGCCGAGACCAGCGCUUCCGGGAAUCCAUCUACCACAUCAUGGCCACCCAGCCUGGAGUGCCCACUGCGCUUCCCCGGGGUGGAAAGUGAUGGGGCCCCUCUUUUGCUUCUCAAGUCUUUCUCCCAGGAUAGGGGAAGGGGUACAAAGGGAGGCCUGAC